Messenger RNA from Uloborus diversus, 3432 nucleotides. RefSeq names its product basigin-like. The record is from RefSeq and is a predicted model, not a curated record. The transcript is spliced from 8 exons. Lineage: Eukaryota; Metazoa; Arthropoda; Arachnida; Araneae; Uloboridae. Bases 160 to 1293 code for a protein of 377 amino acids.
AGUGUUGUGUUGUAGGUAAAUCCUCUUUAUGUUUGUUGUUUGUGUUUGUGUUAUUGCUGUUUUGUUGUAAUGGUAAUGAACGCUGAACUUGAAACGAUGUUUCCGUGAAGAUCUCUUCUUCCUAUUGAUGCUGUUGCAAGCGUUUUCGUUGCAUCUAAAAUGGAGGAAUUAUUAUUUAUAAAACAGCUCGUACCUUCAAUCAUCUGUGGCCUUCUAUGUUUUAUAUCAGCUGUUUCUAGUCUCAAUUCAACAUCUAAUAGUACAACCUAUGUUCAAAAGGGUGGAAAAUUCAUUCUUGCUUGUGAAGUUGCAGGACUGGAUUUACACCUUUGGUACAAAGAUGGAAAACCAGUUGUGCCAAAUAAUAUCAAUAAAUUUCAUUUGGAAACAGACUCUCCCACUUAUUCCCCGUCUGAAGGUAAAUACUACACAACCAUGCGACUUAUAGUAAACAGUGCAGAUGCUGUUCAUACGGGUAAAUAUAAGUGUAACAGUGAUGGUUUACAUCCUCAAAAUGUCAUCGUUAUAACUGAAAAUAUGAUAAAAACAAAUGAAGACGAGCCUGGUAUGGGCAUUGUAUUUAUCCCCGGACAGCCAUUAGUUUUACAGUGCAACACUUCUGAGUGCCCUCAAUGUACAGUGCAAUGGUUUAAAGAGGGAGCUCCUCUAAAUUUCACAGAACGUAUCACAAGACAUGCUAAAAAUAAUUCUAUUAUUAUUAAGGAUACAACAUAUGAUGAUGGAGGAACAUACAUGUGUGCAAUUGACAGGAAGCAGCUGGAUAUUGCCUUAAAUGCUACUAUUGUUGUACAAUCUAAAAUAAAAUUAGAUAGAUUUGAUCAAUCUGCUGUUGUGGUCCAAGGUAGUGCAUUAGAACUUUAUUGUGUAGCUAAAGGAGCUCCUACACCAUAUAUCAAAUGGUUUAUAGGGGAAGAGGAAAUUAAAGAAGAUGAUGAGCGAGUUAAAUUACUAGAUUUUGAAGGGUUAAAAAAUGCCAAAUUAGUUAUUGAAGAAGCAGAUUUUUCUGAUAGAAAUCAUUAUACUUGUGAAGCUUUCAAUCAGUUUGAUUCGUGCAAUACUACAGUUUUUAUAAGAAUAAAAGACAAGCUUGCUGCUCUGUGGCCUUUCCUUGGAAUAUGUGCUGAAGUAGCAAUAUUAUGUACCAUAAUUUUUGUAUAUGAAAGAAAUAAAAGUAGGACACAGUUAGACGAACCUGAAACUGAUCUUCCAACUGAAAACAAGCAUCAUCGUGACCAAAAGGCAAAGGGGCAGGACAUAAGACAAAGAAAGUAGCCUUUCUUUGAGUCAACCUAUUCAGCCGUGAUACAAAUAAUUGUUUUGUGUUCUCAUUGAAAAUUUUGUGUUUAAUUUGUUUGCCUUCUUCAUAUCUUGAUUCGCGUAAAAUAUGUUGAUCUUGAAUUUGAUUGUUACCUAAAAUCAUUUUAAAGUGAUAAAGCAUUUAUAUUUAUCAUUUCUUGUAUUUAUCAAUUUUCAUGUGAGAAGUCAUAUAUGCAUCCAAGAAUGCAUAGCUACAACGAGAACAUUAGCAAUGUCAGUUAAAUGUUGUACAAGUUUUAGUAGAUGUUUGUGUGUAGUGUGCCAGGACCUAUGGAACUCCUACUAGUAUUCUUGUUCAUGCGUGUUAAUGUCUACUGCAAUAAAUAAUUCCUCUAAUGUGCUCACUUCUGAAAAGAAUAUUUUCAUAAGGCAAGAUGUUCUUGUGUUUGUGAAUUAUCCUGCAUAUGAUAGCCUUAUGUGAUGUUGCACUUUUCUGUUCUCUUUUUUAGAUCUGAAGCAGAUAAUUUUUAUACUCAAGAUGAUAAUCAUAGAACGUAUUUCCUUUUCCCUCAAUGAGAGGAACAUAUUUUCAUGUGUGUUAUACCUACAUGAAUGUUUUAAGUUGAUGUUUUUGUACUAUAUUCGAAAGCAAUCAGAGCUUCAAAACGCAAAAUGAUAUUUUUGAAGAGCCAUGUUAAAAUUUAACAUAAAGUUAACGUUAACAUUAAAAGCAUUUGCUAAAUGCUUUGAAAAUAUUUCAUUUCAUUCUUAAAACAAGGAACUGACAACUUCAUUUUGCUUUUGAAACCUUAAAAAAAGCGUUUGGAUUCAAAAAAAAAUCAUUCUUUAAGAAGCAGUAUUUUCUGAAAAUUUUCUUUUGAUUCUUGAAUAUUUUCUAAUUUACAGGUCCAUCAUACAAAAUUAUCUAAGAUGACAAUAAAGAAGACUCCCUUUUGCUCCAAUAAAAGCUUUGUACUAAAUUAAUUUUACACAAAUAAAUUGUUUCAUCUUCAUAUUUUUGAACUGGAAUUGAAAAAUUUAUUUUAAAAACUUUGUAUUUUAAAACUAAUAUUGAAGUCAGUGCAGUAGUAGUGAUGUGGGGAGGGGGAGGGCACAGUUUCCCCAAAAUAUUUGUUCUAUUACAGUAUUAAUAAUGCAAAUUAAAUGUGAAUUGGUUACAAACCAAAAAACUCUUUUUUUUUAUUUAAAUAUUUUUUUAAAAAGAUCAAUUUUUUUAAAGAAUUAAAAUGCUUACUUCCUAUAUUUAAAAUUGGCAUAAGUUAUCUAAGCUGACUUUUUUUUUUCAGCCUAACAAAAUUGGCAAACCAUGAAAUAUAUCCUGUUAAAAGGUGUGUUCCUGCGGAUAUUCCCCCCUCCCCAACUGCAGCACUGAUUGAAAUUUACAGAAUAUGAAAACUAACUUUUUAAAGCCAUAAUAAAUUUAGCAUCCAAAAAUUUCAAAUUUUUUGAAAUAAUACUGCCAAUAUAUUGAUAGUUAUUUCAGGAAAUUCAAUCAAAAUUUUGUUGUCACCUUUAUUGCAAAGUUCAACAAACAACUUUUAAUAUUCAGCUUUAACUUUUUUUUUUUUUUUCAAGUUAUUUUAUUACUUCAAUUAUAAAUGUGUAGUGGUAAGAAAAAGGCUCUUCAUUUAAAAAAAAAAAAAAAAAAAGGGACUUUGAUGCUCUGAUAUGAACUUAGAUGAGAGUUCAAACUCAUUUGUAGACUUUUAAUUUUCAUUAUUUUUUAGGUGUUGAAUUGUUCUAUGUAGAUUAAUAUUUGUCUUUUGAACAUUCUCUCUUAAGCUUUCUUGAUUCUUGUGUUUCAGUUAUAGUCUUCAUACAUGAAAAGCUAGUCAGUAUUUUAAACAUAGUCAAAGACAUUAUGUUGUAUUAAAUAACAUUCUUGUUUAAUGUAUAAAUUUUUUUCAUUAUCAAUUUUUAUCCUUUAUUAUUGUGUAUUUUAUUGGAGAGAAAAAAGGAUCUCAUUGCAUAUAGUCAGACCUUCAGAUAAGAAAGCAGACUAAAAUAAUGUUUAAAGCAAUUAUAUCUGUUCAUGGUUUUGUAGUAUCCAUCUCAGUUUUAUAUAUAUAUAUAUUCUGAAUUAAUGUCACACAUUAUUUUGUAUAAUUACCUUGUUUAUUAAUUGUAAAAAAA